Molecule: messenger RNA, 3655 nt
Organism: Fukomys damarensis (Damara mole-rat)
Lineage: Eukaryota; Metazoa; Chordata; Mammalia; Rodentia; Bathyergidae
Gene: Pecam1
Product: platelet and endothelial cell adhesion molecule 1
Exons: 20
Coding region: 541-2763 (740 amino acids)
Biological process (GO): cell surface receptor signaling pathway
Molecular function (GO): transmembrane signaling receptor activity
Source: RefSeq, a predicted model, not a curated record
CCUCCCUCUGGCCCUGAAAGCAAUGGACGACGCAGCUGACAGAGGACUGAAACGUCUGAGGACUCCUGGACCUUUCAUGGCCAAUAACGUGAAGAUACACAGCUUUAUAGGUGACGAGACAACCGCAUAUGAAACACUGAGCAAAACCACAGAGGAACCAGCUGUCCAACACAGCAGUGCCUGUUGUCAUCGGAGCGACCUCCCGUAGCAGCUUUUCUCAGAGCCUCUCUUGAACCAUCAGAAAGGAAUGUUUUCUUGCUGGAAGCCACUAGUUCUUGGUUCUUGCCCUGAGGCAGAGAAAUCUGGCUCCUCUUUCCCUCUGUUGAAAAGGGUCUCCCUUGAAGAAGAAGAACUGGUGUAGAGGAAGGCACUUCAGGAAGAACCCAUCAGAGGAAGUCCUGCCUCUAUUGCCUGCUGAAGAAAGGUCUGACAGGAAGACUGAGGAGGUUUCUCAUUGGGGGCUACUGGAAAGUGUUUUCUGUCCCCCAAGACAUGACCCAAAGGCAGAACUGACUGUACCAGGCAGCCUUCGCUUUCAGGAUGUGGCCAGUGUGGGUCCAAAGGGACCUGAUGCGGCUGGGAGCCCUGCUGACUCUGCUGCUCUGUUUGAGCCUCGAGAGUCAGGAAAACUCUUUCACCGUCAACACCAUCCAUAUGCAGAGCCUGCCAGACUGGACCGUGCAGAACGGGCAGAACCUGAACCUGCAGUGCGUCGUGGACGUCAGCACCACCUCGCACGUCAAGCCUCGGUACCAGGUGGUGUUCUACAAGGACGAUGUGCUCUUGUACAACGUCUCCUCCGUGAAGAACACGGAGAGCUUUCUUAUCCCUCAAGCCCGGGUCCACGACUCGGGCACGUACAAAUGCACUGUGAUUCUGAACAACAAGAAGAAGAAGACCACUCCAGAGUACCAGUUAUGGGUGAAAGGGGUGCCACGUCCCAGGAUCACACUGGACAAGAAGGAGGCGAUAGAAGGCGGGGUUGUGACUGUCAAUUGUUCCGUCCCGGAGGAAAGGGCCCCGAUACAUUUCAAAGUUGAAAAGUUUGAGCAAGAUUCAAAGAUUUUCAAGCUCAAAAAAGAGAAGACUUCUUGGGAACAGAAUUUUGUGACUUUGGAAUUCCCUAUCGAAGAACAGGACUAUGUUUUGUAUUUCACCUGUCAAGCCAGUAUUUCUCUGGGGUUCCAAAUUGAGACCUCAGAAACCACCAGGAGUGAAGAGAUGGUCACUGUGACAGCGUCCUUCUCUACUCCGAAGUUCCAAGUCAGUCCCCCCGGGGUCAUCACGGAAGGAGAUCAGCUGCACAUCAGGUGUACCAUCCAAGUGACGCACCUGGCCCACGAGACCCCAGAAAUCCUAAUCCAGAAGGACAAGGCAAUUGUGGCCCACAGCAAACACAGCAGGGAGGCCGUCUACUCAGUCAUGGCCACGGUAGAGGACAUCGGUAACUACACGUGCAAAGUAGAGUCCAGUCGCCUGUCCAAGGUCAGCAGCAUCGUGGUCAACAUCAGAGAACUGUUUCCCAAGCCAAUGCUGGAGUUUUCCUCCACCCUUGUGGACCAAGGUGAGAAGGUGGACCUGCUGUGCUCCAUCCCAGGAGCCCCUGCAGCCAACUUCACCAUCGAGAAGGAAGGCACGAUCGUGUCACAGGGCCAGAAUUUCACCAAGACCACGGAAGGGCGGGAUAGCGGGACCUACGCCUGCACCGCGGCCAUUGGCAAAGUGAUCAAGAAAAGCAAUGCCGUCCAGAUCACAGUGUGUGAAAAUAUCUCCGAGCCCAGGAUUUUUCAUGACACCAAGCCCGAGAUCAUAAAAGGACAGGCCGUAAGAGUCAGUUGCCAAUCACUAAAUGGAACUGCACCUAUUACUUAUUACCUUCUAAAAGGAAGUGAUGUUUUAGAGAAUAUUACAAAGAGCUCAAAUGAUCCUGCGGUAUUCCAGGAUAAUCCAACCAAAGAUGUGGAAUACAAGUGCAUCGCAGAUAACUGUCAUUCCUUCCCUGCUGUGUCCAGUGAGGUCUUGAGCAUCAAGGUAAUAGCCCCAGUGUACCAGGUCAAGCUUACUAUCCUGAAGGGUGUGGAGGUGGAGUCUGGGAAGGAAAUUGUGCUUCAUUGCUCUGUGGCUGAAGGAACUGGCCCAAUCACAUACAAGUUUUACAAAGACAAGGAGUCCAAGCCCUUCCACCAAGCCAUCUCGAAUGACACCUCUGUAAUUUGGUACAAGGCACAGGCUAGCAAGGAGCAGGAGGGACAGUACUACUGUGUGGCUUCCAACAAAGCGACGGUCACCCAAAGCAGCACCCACAGCAACGCAUUGACGGUCAAAGUCUUUCUUGCCUCAUGGAAGAAAGGACUUAUCGCAGUUGUCAUAAUUGGAGUGAUAAUUGCCACCCUGAUAGUUGGAGCCAAAUGCUAUGUGUUGAGGAAAACUAAAGCCAAGCAGAUGCCUGUGGAAAUGUCCAGGCCAGCAGCACCACUUCUGAAAUCCAACAAUGAAAAGCUGUCAGAGCCUAAUAUUGAAGCCAACAGCCAUUAUGAUUACAGUGAUGAAGUUGGAAACCAUGCAAUGAAACCAUUAAAUGAAAGUAAAGACUCUCCAAACUCAGAUGUGGAGUACACAGAGGUGGAAAUAUCCUCAGCGGAGCCCCACCACGCUCUAGGAACGAAGGGCACAGACACUGUGUACAGUGAGAUCCGGAGAGCCGACCCUAAUUUUGCGGAAAACAGACAUUCUCGAGCAGAAGCCUCCCUUGAUGGAACUUAGGACAGCAAAAGCAGGUGCUCGUGCCUGGCAGGACAUCCACAUCCCGAGACGCGCAGACGAUUCCCAUACUCCGAGAGCUCUGUGCACUUACCAACCUCCUCUGCUCCCAUGUAACCUAGAAAUUCCUCAGGCCGAGGCGCCAGUUCUCAAAUCCAUCCUGCUGCGUUAAUGUUAGGCAUAAAGAGAUCCAGAGGGGCUGUCCGGUCGCCCGCGUGGUCCCUCCUUCCCAGUUGCAACAACCUUGCAGUGCAGAAGACUACAAGGAGGUCAGAUAAACAAGCCCCUGGGCUAUUUUAGAAACUUGAAUAUUUUGUCUUGUACAGAUAGAGAAUUUCUGCAUGCGCCCCCUACCCGUUUUGUCUUGUACCCGAUCACUUCCAGCAGACGGCCUACUCUUAGGCUUAGUUUUUGUUUUGUUUUGUUGUUUUGUUUUUUUCUUUGGUCCUUCGAAGGCCGGAAGCUCUGGAUAGUGUUUGUUCCUCGGAAAUGACCAGACAGCUCCCCACCGCCACGCCCCCUCUGACCUCACCCACCACAGAGCUGCUGGGGUGCGACUCCCCCAAAACACCAGGAAGGUGAGGCCGGCCGUCCGAGUGGAGGAGGAAGGUGGUGUCAGCGCCGAUGCUCUGGCCAGGGUUCUCCCUCCGCCACACUGAAGGCCGGAAGAUGAGGGAUGAUUGCCUACAGCAAAUCCGAUUUUUAAUAGAAAAACGAAGCGUGUAUUUUUCUUACUAAUUUUUUUUUAAUUUAUUCCCUGCUGAGGAAGUGAUCUGAGGUCUGGAGAUGUUUCGGAGGCUGGCCGGAGUGGGUGGGAAGGAGGAAAUCUCCUCCCUGGCCGCCUGGGCAGCAGAGCCGCAGGGAGCCUGAGGGGUGUUGUAUUAAAUAAAGUUGA